This is a messenger RNA of Schistocerca cancellata (South American locust), 531 nucleotides long. RefSeq names its product trophinin-like. Lineage: Eukaryota; Metazoa; Arthropoda; Insecta; Orthoptera; Acrididae. The record is from RefSeq and is a predicted model, not a curated record. The transcript has a single exon. The coding region runs from base 1 to 531 and encodes 176 amino acids.
AUGAGUGCUGCCUUCGCAAGGAGUGCUGCCAUCGCAAGGAGUGCUGCCUUCGCAAGGAGUGCUGCCUUCGCAAUGAGGGCUGCCUCUGCAGGGAGUGCUGCCUUCGCAAGGGGUGGUGCCUUCGCAAGGAGUGCUGCCUCUGCAAGGAGUGCUGCCUUCGCAAGGAGUGCUGCCUUCGCUAGGAGUGCUGCCCUUCUAAGGAGAGCUGGUUCCGCAAGGAGUGCUGCCAUCGCUAGGAGUGCUGCUUUCGCAAGGAGGGCUGACUUCGCAGGGAGUGCUGCCUUUGCAGGGAGUGCUGCCUUCGCAUGGAGUGGUGCCUUCGCAAGGAGUGCUGCCUUCGCAGGCAGUGCUGCAUCCGCAAGGAGUGCUGCCUUCGCAAGGAGUACUGCCUUCGCAAGUAGUGCUGCAUUUGCAAGGAGCGCUGCCAUCGCAAGGAGUGCUGCCUCCGCUAGGAAUUGCUGCCUUCGCAAGGAGGGCUGCCUUCGCAAAGAGGGCUGCCUUCGCAGCGAGUGCCGCCUUCGCAAGGGGUAA